This is a messenger RNA of Trichomycterus rosablanca, 1038 nucleotides long. RefSeq names its product pleckstrin homology domain containing, family F (with FYVE domain) member 2 (gene plekhf2). Gene Ontology annotation, biological process: endosome to lysosome transport; endosome organization. Bases 91 to 825 code for a protein of 244 amino acids. The transcript has 2 exons. Gene Ontology annotation, cellular component: early endosome. Gene Ontology annotation, molecular function: metal ion binding; phosphatidylinositol binding. Lineage: Eukaryota; Metazoa; Chordata; Actinopteri; Siluriformes; Trichomycteridae. The record is from RefSeq and is a predicted model, not a curated record.
UUUUUACAACACUAGUCGACAGUAAGUGAUUCGGAUCGUUGUACGAUUGCUGAUCGGAUUAAGCGCUAUUUCUGUGCUGGCUACUGAAAGAUGGUGGAUCGCUUGGCAAACAGCGAAGCUAACUCCAAGCGCAUCGCGGUCGUGGAGGGCUGCUUCGGCACGGCCGGUCAGCCGCUCGCUAUCCCAGGACGUGUGCUCAUCGGAGAGGGCGUCCUUACCAAGCUGUGCCGCAAAAAGCCCAAAGCCCGGCAGUUCUUCCUCUUCAAUGACAUCCUGGUCUACGGCAACAUCGUCAUCCAGAAGAAGAAGUACAAUAAGCAGCACAUAAUCCCUCUGGAGAGCGUCACCAUCGAUACGGUCGUGGACGAAGGUGAGCUGCGCAACGGCUGGCUCAUCAAAACGCCCACCAAGUCGUUCGCGGUGUACGCCGCCACAGCUACAGAGAAGUCCGAGUGGAUGAACCACAUCAACAAGUGCGUAUCGGACCUGCUGGAAAAAAGUGGCAAAUCACCCACGGGCGAGCACGCGGCCGUGUGGGUUCCCGACUCGGAGGCGUCCGUCUGCAUGAGAUGCCAGAAGGUGAAGUUCACGCCGGUCAGCAGGCGGCACCACUGCAGGAAAUGCGGCUUCGUCGUGUGCGGCCCAUGCUCCGAGAAGAAGUUCCUGCUGCCUAGUCAGUCUUCCAAGCCGGUGCGCGUCUGUGAGUAUUGCUACGACCAGCUUUCCUCAGGGGCGGGCCUGCCACCACGCUCGAACUCAUACAGCCACUCGGUUCAGCCCAACAACAUUUCUGAUGAUGAUGAUGAGGACGAUAGCAGUGACUGAGGGCGGGGAACCUUUACCUUUGCUCUUUUAGGAAUAUAUCUUCUAUUCAGGUCCCAGUGCUUAUGUAUUUUUUUCCAUUCAAAGGAUGAAAUUACCAAAACGUUCAUGAUUAAUUGACAUGGGUUUAAGAUUUUAGGCAAUGAUACUAAUUAAACUGUGUGAACUUAUUCUACAUGUAGGGGUGUAACGAAACACAUUUUACAAUACAAUAAA